Micropterus salmoides (largemouth bass) is the source of this 4462-nucleotide messenger RNA. Its product is annotated as mucin-2-like. The annotation marks the transcript as partial. Lineage: Eukaryota; Metazoa; Chordata; Actinopteri; Centrarchiformes; Centrarchidae. The record is from RefSeq and is a predicted model, not a curated record. The transcript is spliced from 3 exons.
UACCGGUGUUGUUCCAAGUACAACCAGUGCUUCUCCAACUACAACUGCUGCUCCAACCACCACAGUCGCGCCAACAUCUACCAGUGCUUCUCCAACUACAAGCAUUGCGCCAACCAGCAUGAGCGCCGCACCAACUACAAGCACUGGUCCAACAACCACCAGUGCUUCUACACCCACCAUGAGCACCCCUCCAACCACCACAGUUCCUCCAACCACUAGUAGUACUUCUCCAACUACAACCGCUGCUGCAACCAGCACUAGCGCUGCUCCAACUACAAGCGCUGCUCCAACCAGCAUGAGCGCCGCAUCAACUAUUAGCACUGCUCCAACAACUACAAGCGCUUCUACAACCACCACUGCGGCUCCAACCACUACCGGUGCUGCUCCAACUACAAGCACUGCUUCAACCACUACAAUCGCUUCUACAACCACCACUGCUGCUCCAACCUCUACUGGUGCCGCUCCAACUACAAGCGCUGCUCCAACCACCACCAACGCUGGUCCAACCACUACCAGCGCUUCUACAACCACCACGAGCACCCCUCCAACCACAACUACUGCCGCACCAACCACAAUCUCCUCUCCAACCACCACGACUACUGCUCCAACCACCACAGUCACUCCAACCACUACCAGUGCUUCUCCACCUACAAGCACUGCUCCAACAACCACAAGUGCUUCUACAACCACCACAGUCACUCCAACCACUACCAGUGCUUCUCCAACUACAAGCACUGCUCCAACAACCACAAGUGCUUCUACAACCACCACAGUCACUCCUACCACUACCAGUGCUUCUCCAACUACAAGCACUGCUCCAACAACCACAAGGUCUUCUACAACCACCACUGCUGCUCCAACCACUACCGGUGCCGCUCCAACUACAAGCACUGCUCCAACCACUACAAGUGCUUCUACAACCACCACUGCUGCUCCAACCACUACUGGUGCCGCUCCAACUAUAAGCGCUGCUCUAACCACCAAAAGCGCUGCUCCAACAACCACCAGCGCUUCUACAACCACCACGAGCACCCCUCCAACCACAACUACUGCCGCACCAACCACAAUCUCCUCUCCAACCACCACAGUCACUCCAACCACUACCAGUGCUUCUCCAGCUACUAGCACUGCUCCAACCACUACAAGCGCUUCUGCAACCACCACUGCUGCUCCAACGACUACUGGUGCCGCUCCAACUACAAGCGCUGCUGCAACCAGCACUAGCGCUGCUCCAACUACAAGCGCUGCUCCAACCAGCAUGAGCGCCGCAUCAACUACUAGCACUGCUCCGACCACUAGAAGCGCUUCUACAACCACCACUGCUGCUCCAACCAGUACCAGUGCUGUUCCAAGUACAACCAGUGCUUUUACAACUACUAGCACUGCUCCAACAACUACAAGCGCUUCUACAACCACCACUGCUGCUCCAACCACUACCGGUGCCGCUCCAACUACAAGCACUGCUCCAACCACUACAAGCGCUUCUACAACCACCACUGCUGCUCCAACCACUACUGGUGCCGCUCCAACUACAAGCGCUGCUCCAACCACCACCAGCGCUGGUCCAACCACUACCAGCGCUUCUACAACCACCACGAGCACCCCUCCAACCACAACUACUGCCGCACCAACCACAAUCUCCUCUCCAACCACCACGACUACUGCUCCAACCACCACAGUCACUCCAACCACUACCAGUGCUUCUCCAACUACAAGCACUGCUCCAACCACUACAAGCGCUUCUACAACCACCACUGCUGCUCCAACCACUACUGGUGCCGCUCCAACUACAAGCGCUGCUGCAACCAGCACUAGCGCUGCUCCAACUACAAGCGCUACUCCAACCAGCACUAGCGCUGCUCCAACUACAAGCGCUGCUGCAACCAGCACUAGCGCUGCUCCAACUACAAGCGCUGCUCCAACCAGCAUGAGCGCCGCAUCAACUACUAGCACUGCUCCAACCACUACAAGCGCUUCUACAACCACCACUGCUGCUCCAACCACUACUGGUGCCGCUCCAACUACAAGCGCUGCUCCAACCACCACCAGCGCUUCUACAACCACCACGAGCACCCCUCCAACCACAACUACUGCCGCACCAACCACAAUCUCUUCUCCAACCACCACGACUACUGCUCCAACCACCACAGUCACUCCAACCACUACGAGCGCUUCUACAACCACCACGAGCACCCCUCCAACCACCACAGUUGCUCCAACCACUAGUAGUACUUCUCCAACUACAAGCGCUGCUCCAACCACCACCAGCGCUACUCCAACCACCACCAGCGCUUCUACAACCACCGCGAGCACCCCUCCAACCACAACUACUGCCGCACCAACCACAAUCUCCUCUCCAACCACCACGACUACUGCUCCAACCACCACAGUCACUCCAACCACUACGAGCGCUUCUACAACCACCACGAGCACCCCUCCAACCACCACAGUUGCUCCAACCACUAGUAGUACUUCUCCAACUACAAGCGCUGCUCCAACCAGCAAGAGCGCCACAUCAACUACAAGCACUGCUCCAACCACUACAAGCGCUUCUACAACCACCACUGCUGCUUCAACCAGUACCGGUGCUGUUCCAAGUACAACCAGUGCUUCUCCAACUACAACUGCUGCUCCAACCACCACAGUCGCGCCAACAUCUACCAGCGCUUCUCCAACUACAAGCGUUGCGCCAACCAGCAUGAGCGCCGCACCAACUACAAGCACUGGUCCAACAACCACCAGUGCUUCUACACCCACCAUGAGCACCCCUCCAACCACCACAGUUCCUCCAACCACUAGUAGUACUUCUCCAACUACAACCGCUGCUGCAACCAGCACUAGCGCUGCUCCAACUACAAGCGCUGCUCCAACCAGCAUGAGCGCCGCAUCAACUAUUAGCACUGCUCCAACAACUACAAGCGCUUCUACAACCACCACUGCUGCUCCAACCACUACCGGUGCCGCUCCAACUACAAGCACUGCUUCAACCACUACAAUCGCUUCUACAACCACCACUGCUGCUCCAACCUCUACUGGUGCCGCUCCAACUACAAGCGCUGCUCCAACCACCACCAGCGCUGGUCCAACCACUACCAGCGCUUCUACAACCACCACGAGCACCCCUCCAACCACAACUACUGCCGCACCAACCACAAUCUCCUCUCCAACCACCACGACUACUGCUCCAACCACCACAGUCACUCCAACCACUACCAGUGCUUCUCCACCUACAAGCACUGCUCCAACAACCACAAGUGCUUCUACAACCACCACAAGUGCUUCUACAACCACCACAGUCACUCCUACCACUACCAGUGCUUCUCCAACUACAAGCACUGCUCCAACAACCACAAGUGCUUCUACAACCACCACUGCUGCUCCAACCACUACCGGUGCCGCUCCAACUACAAGCACUGCUCCAACCACUACAAGCGCUUCUACAACCACCACUGCUGCUCCAACCACUACUGGUGCCGCUCCAACUACAAGCGCUGCUCCAACCACCACCAGCGCUGCUCCAACAACCACCAGCGCUUCUACAACCACCACGAGUACCCCUCCAACCACAACUACUGCCGCACCAACCACAAUCUCCUCUCCAACCACCACGACUACUGCUCCAACCACCACAGUUGCUCCAACCACUAGUAGAACUUCUCCAACUACAAGCGCUGCUCCAACCACCACCAGCGCUGCUCCAACCACCACCAGCGCUUCUACAACCACCACGAGCACCCCUCCAACCACAACUACUGCCGCACCAACCACAAUCUCCUCUCCAACCACCACGACUACUGCUCCAACCACCACAGUCACUCCAACCACUACCAGUGCUUCUCGAACUACAAGCACUGCUCCAACAACCACAAGCGCUUCUACAACCACCACUGCUGCUCCAACCACUACUGGUGCCGCUCCAACUACAAGCGCUGCUCCAACCACCACGAGCACCCCUCCAACCACAACUACUGCCGCACCAACCACAAUCUCCUCUCUAACCACCACGACUACUGCUCCAACCACAGUCACUCCAACCACUACCAGUGCUUCUCCAACUACAAGCGCUGCUCCAACCAGCACUAACGCCGCACCACCUAUAAGCACUGCUCCAACAACCACGAGCGCUUCUACAACCACCACGAGCACCCCUCGAACCACCAAAGUCACUCCAUUCACUAACAGUACUUCUCCAACUACACCCGAUGCUACAACCAGCACUAGCGCUGCUCCAACCAUAAGCACUACUCCAACCACCACUGCUUACAUCCAGUGCUUCUCCAACUACAACUGCUGCUCCAACCACCACAGUCGCGCCAACAUCUACCAGUGCUUCUCCAACUACAAGCGUUGCGCCAACCAGCAUGAGCGCCGCACCAACUACAAGCACUGGUCCAACAACCACCAGUGCUUCUACACCCACCAUGAGCACCCCUCCAACCACCACAGUUCCUCCAACCACUAG